Messenger RNA from Stylophora pistillata, 3778 nucleotides. RefSeq lists its product as uncharacterized. Gene Ontology annotation, cellular component: lysosomal membrane; late endosome membrane; plasma membrane. Lineage: Eukaryota; Metazoa; Cnidaria; Anthozoa; Scleractinia; Pocilloporidae. Gene Ontology annotation, biological process: establishment of protein localization to organelle. The record is from RefSeq and is a predicted model, not a curated record.
ACGGGAUUGUUUUUCGUGAUUGAGUAUAGUCUGCGCGCUAUUUAGCCUUAAUUGGAUACACAUCUCUUUCGCACACAAUAAGUAUCCCCAUCAAACGCGUACCUUUUAUUACCUGGUCUUUAAAUUGGCAAACAUUCUGCUCGCGCGAUAUUUCAGAAAAAAACUGUCUGGAUCUCGUUACGACACAAUUCACUUCAAUGGCGCAGAGAACCGCUUGUUUGUUUCAGUUGCAUCCUUCUGUUUUUGUCGAAAAGGAGAGUAGGAGUGCGGGACUGCGGGACUGCGGGACUGCGGCUGCACCAUUGAAGUUGAGGUCCAUAAAAACGCAUAAAAAGAACCAGGCUAAUAUCCAGCUAUCUUGACCAAACAAGGUCUGGUAAUUUUUUAUCUGACUUCUAUGGUAACAGCAAACUCCACAUCCACCAUGGUCUCCUCAACAAUAUCAGCUUCAAAGACAUCUGCAUCAACUAUUACAUCCUCUACAGUGUUUUACUCUAUAGUGCCACCCAAGACACAGGGCCCAGCAUCAGGAUAUGGUCAUUUUAAUCUAUCAAGGGCAGAUGGGAAGCCUUGCCUCCUUUUAGAUAUCUCAUGUAUGGUGACCAUACAACUCCAAAGCAAUGAGACUUUUGACCUUCCACUGAAUGCCAUUCCAAAUGGAACCUGUGGAGGGAAGUCAUCAUCUGUGUCUCUUGCUUGGAAAUCAGGAUCAGCCAACCUGACCAUCUCCCUGACAUUUUUGACUGAGGACGACAAAUGGAAAACAAGCAGCCUGGCUUUCACUUAUAUUAAAGAAAUCAACGGGAGUGACUUGAAAGUGAGUGCAGCCCAAACUAAUCCUGUGAAGCUGAUGAUGACAGCAGCAAAGGAGAAAAGCUUUAAAUGCAGUGAGAGCCUGGACAUACCAUUAGAAGGAAAAAAUGAAGUCGCAGUUAGCAUAAAAAAGAUAGAAGUGCAGCCAUUUGGAGGUGACUUUGGUGAAGCUGAUGUUUGUUCUCCAACGCCAGGGAAUAAUCUAGCUGAGCCAGUGGACAGUAUUGUACCAACUAUUGUAGGCUGUGUGUUAGCUGGGUUGAUUGUCAUUCUAAUCAUUACAUACUUUGUAGGCCGCUGUAAGAGGACACGCUAUGAAAAAAUGUGAUUAUAAUUUUGUGGAGUUAUCUAUUCUCAUUAUGACUGAGAAUUUUAUGAGAAUGAUGGGCUGUUCUUGAUCAUUUAGCUAGUGUGAUAUUUGAAUUGAAUUGUAUCCUGAACAACAACACACCACGUUUUAAUUUUUUUUAUGGGACUUUGAGUUAUUUAAAUCUACACAACUUUCAGCGUAAAGACUGGUUAUUACAUUUUUAUAAAUAUUUGAUAUCACUGUCAAUCUCUGUUUUGUUUUAAGCAGUCUUGCUCUGUUGAGUAAGGAAAAAUCUUCAAAAAAAAUAGUUGCUCUGAUGACAGCUAUUUAACAACUUUUCACCAAAGUGGAGGUUGCUAGGGGUGGAUAUUUUCAAAGCUGCCAAAUGAAUAGUUGUUAACUAUAUACUAAAAAUUAUGAUCUAUACUAGUAUAUAGUUUUAUAUAGUUUAGUAGAUACUAAAACAGUGAGAUGAUUAGCACAGAAACUGCUUUAACUCAUUUGUUCCUGGAAGGAUGCAAUACCUUUGGGUGUAUAUCCCAGGCAAGUCGCUCCAAGGUGGAUAGCAAAAGAUUUUCAGAGUUUGAGUAGCCAAUCCAAGCACCCCUUCAAUGUUCUCUACUGUUUUAGUAUUUACCAAAUGAUGUUAUCUUGAUGUGAUGUCAUUCACAGGGAACUGCUGAGUCAAGUACACAACAUUCGAUUCAAUAAUGAGUGAUUUUAGUCAGAUUUAAGGGAUGAUUUGGAUUUGUCAGAAGGCUUUUUUUGCAUAGCACUGUGCAGUGCAAUUGUUGGAGCAAUCAGGGAAAGAACAAUUUAAAGGGUAGGGACUCAUGAAAAUUUUUUGAACUCUUUUUACAUCAGCUGUCAGUAGUUACAGUAAACAGUGAGUGUGUUGUAAAGGAAAAUAAUGCAGAGCAUCCUUUACUUAUAAUGAAGAAUGAGCAAAUGACAACAGUUCCUCUUGCCUAUUUCAUGUGCAUGCUUGCAGUGGGUGCAAAUAGUUGAUGAAAAUGAAUUUUUAGCAUGGCAUGACUUCCUAGUUUGUUUGAAAAUUCAGAUAAACACAGUUUUACUAACAGUGCCUCAGCUUAUUAUGGAAAUUUUAAGGGCCACCUUCUUUCAUAAAAACUUUGAGACCAUGUUCAUUGAUUCUUUAUUGUUCUUGACCCUUUUUAAAAAGUACAUAUUUUUGGAUAGAUAAAAGUUCCCUAAUGUGACUGUGUGGUAUAAUAUUUUGAUGCUUUGAACUCACCUAGAAAAGGAGAUUCUAAAAUUUCAGUCUGCAAAGUUAACUCAUUUAAGUUUGUAAGCAACGAUCAAUUGAAAAUUGUUGCUAAUUUGUUGGAUGAUCUUUAGAAGAGAACAUUUACAAAAACAAUAAGAUUCACUGAGUGAGAUAUACCACAGUGCAGUAAAUUAUUACAUAGCACUACUGACUUAGGCUGCAAAAGCUAUCACGUUUUCAUUAUCAAGCAGUCGUAAUUGUUUGCCAAUAAAUCUUGCUGCAAUCCUUUUAUAAUAGAGAAUGUCAACACCCAGUAAAGAUAUUGCACCUCUCUUUUAUUCUUCUUUCCAUGUGGAAAAGAGCCAAAGUCACCUCAGUGUUUAAAGCAGAGGCCGAAAGAUGUAGUUGAGAACUAUCGACCUAUAUCACUGCUAUCCAUGCCAAGUAAAUGUCAAGAGAGGAUUGUACGUAAUGCCAUAGAUCAUAUAUAAUGCCAUAUAUUCCCAUAUGUGGCCCUUACCUGACAGUUGGGCAACAUGGUUUCAUAAGGGGUCGCUCAUGCGCCACCCAGUUCGUUUUAACACACCAUCAGUGGACAAAAGGGUCGAAUGAUGGAUUGCAGGUGGAUGUUGUGUUUUUAGAAUUUUGAAGGCAUUUGACAGAGUAUCACGUGAUCUACUCCUGCAGAAGCUGUGUAAUUUUGGCAUCUCUGGUACCUAACUUAAAUGGUGUGAGAAUCACUUGAGCAACAGAGAGCAAAGAGUUGUCAUAGAUGGACAGGGUUCUACCUGGUCUGUCAUUCCAUCUGGUGCACCACAGGGUUCCUUAAUUACUAGGGCCAUUAUUUUUUGUGAUAAUUAUUCAUCAGCAAUUUGCCUGAAGUGGUUAUGCUGGGGAACACUAUUGCAUUGUAUGCAGAGGAUUGUAGAACAUCUAGAGUGGUAACCUGUGCUGAGUUUUCAAUUUGACCUUGAUAACCUAUGUAUUUGGAGUCAGCAAAAUCUGAUAGACUUUAAUGUAAAGAAAUGCAAAUUGCUGCAUGUGUAUCAUGAAGAAAAGUAUGCCUUUUCAUUUUGACGUUAAGUUAAAUGGGAGCUCUCUGGAAGAAACGUCCGAAUUCUGCAAGUCUGGUUACUAGUAACAAGCUGUCCUGGAAUGCCCACAUUGAUAAGUUGUGUAGAAAUUCUUUGCCUUAUUAAAAGAACAUGUAGAGGUCUGAAAGAUGUUAACACUCUAAGAACUUUGUACUGUGCCUCGGUAAGGUCCCAACUAGAGUAUUGCACUAUUGUCUGGUCACCUUUUACAACUAGAAACAUUAACAAAUUGGAAAGGAUUCAGCGAAGAGCUUCCAAGUUUAUCCUAAAAACUGAUGAGGACUAUCAAAUUUGCAAAGAAAAAUUAAACUUGUCAUCGUUAGAGGACAGGCA